Molecule: messenger RNA, 1242 nt
Organism: Dendrobium catenatum
Lineage: Eukaryota; Viridiplantae; Streptophyta; Magnoliopsida; Asparagales; Orchidaceae
Exons: 1
Coding region: 325-1137 (270 amino acids)
Source: RefSeq, a predicted model, not a curated record
UGCACUUGACCAAAACGGAAACUACUUAAUCUCAUGUAACACGUGCCGAAAUACCAAUCAUGUUACUGUUCUUAAAAAUCACACCAUGGACCCCACACGGCAACGGUUUUACUCAGACUUCCGCAUACGACAUAUCCGUGGUGGAGAAAGAAGGGGUCCUCAAGUUUCUAACCAAACGCGCACGUGCCAAAUGUCAGCAUCACCACGCGUGAAUUUUGCCCGCAUAAAGCGCUGAUUGCUUCAACGCUAACCUAGCUCUUCUUCCCCUGGGUACAAAAUCGCCGUCCUCUCGUUUCCGGGCUAUACAACUAUCUUUAAGGGAAAAUGGACGAAGAGCUAAGAACUAGGACCUUCACUGAGGCGCCCAGCUUCGUACGAAUCGGCGACACCUUGCCGGAUUCUCCAAUAGUUGAAUUGGAAGUCGCCUGCGAUGACGAUCUACCCAUGAAUGACUUCGAGUUCUCCUUUACUUUAGACGAAUCAGAGCACGACGCCUUGACUACGAUCGCCGGAGAGAUCAACUCAAAAGGCCAGGUCCUACCUGCUUAUCCCGUAUUCAACCAAAACCUUGUCGCCGACAGUUCAGAGGCAUCACUGGAGCAGGAAUUGGUGGAGAUGAUGGGCCGCGUUGCGCUGCCGUUCGAAAAGCACGACCUCCGCUCGGGUUCAGCAUCUUCCUCGUCCUCAAUAGAUGAUCCAACGGAAUACUGUGCUUGGACUCCGAGAUCUGCCCCCCUAACGCCGGAUCGAUGGCGUAUGAGCCAAUCAGUCGGGUCGGAGACGUCGGAGUUUAGGAGGUUCAGGCUCCGGGAUUUGAUAGUUGGCCGUAGUCGAAGCGAUGGGAAGGAGAAACUCAUGGUCUACUCGACGGCGGAGAAGGAAAUAGGAAGAGGUGGAUUUGGCAUAAUCCCUUGUCACAGUGCGACGACAGCAAAGAAGGUUAAGCAGGAGAUGGGGAAGGGGAAGGGGAAUAGGAAGGAAAAGGAAAAAUGUAGGGAGGUGAAAGAGAUGGAUGUGGUCACUGCUCACCGGAUAUAUUACGGGAAGGGUGCUGUCGUCGGUCGCCGGAGCUUCUUACCUUACCGGCCAGGAUUACUUGGAGGAUUUUUUGGCCAUGGGUUAAAUUCCCCAUUCUAGAUUCGAUUUAUUCUUCUUCUUCUUCUUUUUCGUUUUGACUUUUGAGUAUGUGGAUUUUUAUUUUCUGAAAAUUGAAGAUAUCGCCUGUCCAUAAGGAUUGAUUAA